AUGGAGGGCCUCGUUGUCCUGGGACGACACUGCGGCCGGUGCGUUGACGUCGGUUUUCCAGACGUGCUGCGACAACUAUACCACUUCAUCCAGAUCCCGAGCUUCGGUGGCUCCAGGACGCCCCACAGCAGCAGGAAUAGGUCUUGGAGGACUGUGCUACUGUCCGGCCCUGCAGCCACCGGCAAGCACAGCCUAGCCAGGGCACUGAGCAGUGGCAUCCGGGUCUGUUCCGUGUCCUACGUGUACGUGCCGGAGUUGCUGUGUAAGCCUAAGCACAUGCUGGAGCCGGUCAUCAGGAGAAUCUUCGACGCCUCUGCAGCGGUGGUACCCGUUGUCCUCAUCCUGGAUAGGGUUGACGAGAUAUGCAAGCUGGAAGCCUGUGACGCAUCCAAGGUGGUCAUCUCCGAGUGUAUGAAAGAGGUCCUCGACGAUUCUGAUAGUGACGUGCUGGUCCGUCGGUACGUGGUGGGAGUCACCAACACUCCCUGGCUCCUGACAUCUGACGUGCAGGUGUUGUUCCAGCGGCGCGUCUAUGUUCCACUUCCCGACCACUCGUGCAGGACCACGAUCACGCAGCAUCUGCUGUCAGGCUCCGACGGCUACGCGUCCUCUUUGUCCUUCGGAGACAUCGCAGACGCCACGGAAGGCUUCACGAGUUCCGAACUCGCCAUGUGCCUACGCAGUCCAUUCUUUCACAUAGACAGCCACGAAAAGCUGAAUCAGCGGUUUCUGGAGCUGGUACAGGUGUCCAGUUUGGAACCAGCGCGUUGCUGCUUCUGCGUCGGUGAAGCACAACUGGAGGAAGAUGAAACAACGCCACCAUUGUCCAGUGUGUCGGAAGUCGGGCCAGCCAGUCCCAGCACAACGCCGCUCUUCCCUGUCGAUAUCGAACUCCAGAAGGCAAUCGCGGCCAUGACGAAAGUGCUUGCACACAACGCAAGGCCGAGACCACCGCAUGGUAGCGCCGCUGUUAGGACUUCCUCAAGAUCGUCGGUGCGGAACUGUACCAUUUCAUGA
Rhipicephalus microplus (southern cattle tick) is the source of this 1017-nucleotide messenger RNA. RefSeq names its product vacuolar protein sorting-associated protein 4B. The record is from RefSeq and is a predicted model, not a curated record. Gene Ontology annotation, molecular function: ATP hydrolysis activity; ATP binding. Gene Ontology annotation, biological process: endosomal transport; vacuole organization. Lineage: Eukaryota; Metazoa; Arthropoda; Arachnida; Ixodida; Ixodidae.